Molecule: messenger RNA, 4474 nt
Organism: Erinaceus europaeus (western European hedgehog)
Lineage: Eukaryota; Metazoa; Chordata; Mammalia; Eulipotyphla; Erinaceidae
Gene: MOB1A
Product: MOB kinase activator 1A
Exons: 6
Coding region: 239-886 (215 amino acids)
Biological process (GO): positive regulation of protein phosphorylation; hippo signaling
Cellular component (GO): nucleus; cytoplasm
Molecular function (GO): protein kinase activator activity
Source: RefSeq, a predicted model, not a curated record
AGCGAAGCUUGGACUCGCGAGACUUUGCUGGUUCCGCAUUUCGGGGCGGCAGGGUGGGGGUGGCGGCUGAGGCGGGCGCGGCGGCUGGCAACGGCUCGACCCCCCCCUCCCCCGGCUCUGAGCAGCGACCACCUGGGCUUCCGCCCCCGUACGGACAGAGGGCCGCUCUCUCCUCCGGGGCUCCGGCGCCCGUUCGGUUUCCUAAGCCGCGGGGCUCCCGUCCCCAUCCGCCCGGAAGAUGAGUUUCCUCUUCAGCCGCUCUUCUAAAACAUUCAAGCCAAAGAAGAAUAUCCCUGAAGGGUCUCAUCAGUAUGAACUCUUAAAACAUGCAGAAGCAACCCUAGGAAGUGGGAAUCUGAGACAGGCUGUUAUGUUGCCAGAAGGCGAGGACCUCAAUGAAUGGAUUGCUGUUAACACUGUGGAUUUCUUCAAUCAGAUCAACAUGCUAUAUGGAACUAUUACAGAAUUCUGUACUGAAGCAAGUUGUCCAGUAAUGUCUGCUGGUCCAAGAUAUGAAUAUCACUGGGCAGAUGGUACUAAUAUUAAAAAGCCAAUAAAAUGUUCUGCACCGAAAUACAUUGACUAUUUGAUGACUUGGGUUCAGGAUCAGCUUGAUGAUGAAACUCUCUUUCCUUCUAAGAUUGGUGUCCCGUUUCCCAAAAAUUUUAUGUCUGUGGCAAAAACCAUUCUAAAGCGUCUGUUCAGGGUGUAUGCCCAUAUUUAUCACCAGCACUUUGAUUCUGUGAUGCAGCUGCAAGAGGAGGCUCACCUCAACACCUCCUUUAAGCACUUUAUUUUUUUUGUUCAGGAAUUUAAUCUGAUUGAUCGUCGUGAGUUGGCACCACUUCAGGAAUUGAUUGAGAAGCUAGGAUCAAAAGACAGAUAAAUACUUCCAGAGCACAGUUACUCUUCUGCUUCAUCUACUGCUAGAACUGUCUCAUUGCUACUUGUUAUAGACUAGUGAUACAGACUUCACCACAAAACAGGAUAACUGGAUAUCUAUUGUCUGUGUCUACUGAUAAAGUUAUUCCAAAGGUAGGUUGACCUGCAGACUGAGAAAUCAAGGACGCAGCUGAAUCGAAGCACUGUGUGACCACUUCUGCUAUUUUUGGAGUGAUACUUGUUUGUAGUAUGUGAUGAGUAACAUAUAUAGCUUUUUGUUUGCUUUCUUAACUAGUGAUUUCUUUGAAUGACAACAUAAUUGAUAUUAAGAGUUUUUACCAGUAAUUUAUUAACAAAUUUCCAGAACAAAUUUUCUACUAAAACAGUUGGAUCAGUUUUAUUCUUUUUUUAUUUUAAAAUUAGAACAAGUGUUUUCAGUUUUAUUAAGAUUUAAAGCAUCUGUGUUACUUUGGAUGACCUCUUAAUUUGGCUGUUUAUGUGUUAGUUUUUUAUAGCUCAGAAUAUAUAGAUCUAUAUAUUUUUCAAAAUCCAUGAUUGCCGUUUAUGACACGUGGUAUUGGAGUAGCCAAAGUUAUUUCUGAACUAAUUUUAUUAUUUAAUUUUUAUUUGAGAUUUUAUUCAUAUUAACCUACAUAAAUCUUGAGAAUUAUAUAUAUCAAAUAAUUUUUAAAGACCUCUACCAAUGAUGUUGUAAAGUUUUUAUUUUGAAAUGCUACAUCCAGAUUAGUUUGUAGUUUUAGGCUGAAAAAAAAAAAAAAGAAAACUCUCCUCAAAUUAGGACAAAUAUAGGUCUCAAAACCACUAUUUUUCUUUACAUUGUUUUUUUCAGUGGUAUUAAAAGUCUGGAUAGGAGAAUGGAGGAAGGUAGACUACUUUAUAGGGUUUUUGUUUUUUUCUUUUUUUUUUGGUAUUGAGUUCCUUUUGAAAUUCUAUAUGUGACUUUUUUGUGUGUGAAAUUAAAAGUAGUGUAGAAGUGCACAUUUCCCCAGUAUAGACACAAUUUAAGAAAGAAGAAAAAAAACAUAAAGGUGCAUACAUCUUGUAAUACAACUAAGAAUUUGGUAUACUGCCUAUGAGAGGGAGAGGGAGAGAUAGAGAGGGAGAGAGAGAGAGGGAGAGAGAGAGUGUGUGUGUGUGUGUGUGUGUGUGUGUGUGUUUAAAGGAAGCAGUGGGAGGAAUAAAUGAAUGAUAUAAAAAUCAACUUCAGGGCCAAGGAUGAGUAGUUCAUUGGUGAAGCAUAUGCUUCACAUGUGGAACCUGAAGUUUGACGUCUAGCAUCCAAAUUUUUUUUCAUUUUAUUAAUAGACGAAUGGAUUGGGAACCCAUUGGGAUUUUAUCCUGGUUUUUUUUUUUUUUUUUUUUUUUUUUUUGUAUCAAGACUUGAAGUUUUCUGGUAUAAGGAAAAUUUCCCUUUAAAAAAGAAAACUCCUAAUUUUCAUUUUGAUUAUAGGAUUUAGUAAACUCUAGCUGAAUGCUUAAAAUGCACUAAAGCAUUGUAGUGCUAAUAAAGACCUGCCUGCCAUGUUAGUAAAGCUUUGAAGUUCCUCAGCUGUGAUUUUUGCAAAAUAACAUCCAACUUCCUCGAUGACUUUGAUAAAUAAUAAAUUUAAUAGGGUUGGUACUUAUUUUUAUAAUUCCAUUGGACUUUAGUGACAAAAAUUACUUAGAAACUUCAUUUUUGCAGCAGCUCAUUUUCAGUAAAGUCUUUCUAAACAGAACUUAAAGGAAUUGAAACACUAUAUCUAAUUUAGCCUGAAACCAUUCAUUGAGGAAUUAAAAAGUGAGAUCAUCACUUGAGAAAGAGAAAAACUCUCAGUGAAACAGUACACACUUAAGUUUACCCAAAGGCCCUACCACAUAUUCAUAAAUGAUCAACACAUAUUUGUGUUGAUCAUUUAUGAACAAGAAAGCAGGCUUUGAAAUACCACCUAGAAUGUUACUACAGUCUCUGUAGAUGUAAGACCUCAUUAAAGAUAAUUUUCUUUAAGUCUGAAAGGAGUGAAGUCACUUUACUCAGCAAUGGUUGUACUUUCAUCAUCUCCAGCACAUAUAUUCUCAAACAAAAGCACUCUCACUUUCAUCCAUUUAUUUUCAGUGAUAGAAAUACACCUUCUGUUUAUGACUCAUCUCCAAAAUGAGCCAAAGAUGGCCACACACUAGAACAGCAAAAGUAUCUUAUUAAUGGGACAUAAAUAAUUUUAAUUGUUAGCAUCCAAGACCAAAAAGUCAGAGCAGGCAAAAUUUGGAGGUAAGAAAAGAAUGAGAAAAUGGUGCCUUCCUGACUUGGUUAAAGGACCAACCUUUGAUAAGAAUUGUAAGAAAAUCUUUUCUUUUUUUCCUUCCCUCUCUUUGAUCUCCCUGUGCCUGGGUUCUGCCUGUUCUAUAGCAUUCACUCCCCUUCUUCAUCAGAAGUCAUCCACUCUCAAGUCAUCUUGCCCCUCACACUUGGUGACUUUACAGUCAUGGGAGUGAGAGUACCUGCUAAAAUGACGCAUUUAAUCUUAUGGUGCUUUAAUUUCCAAGUUAAAAAAAAAACUUUUUGACAGUGAUGUGCAUAAUUUUAAGUAUUGGAACUUCUUAUACUUCAGAUUUUAUGAGGGAGCCAAUUGUAUACUUUAUUCUCAAGAUUGUGAAUAAAGUAAUUUUAUGGGACUUUCAGCCAACCAAAUAUUUUCUUUCACCUUUGACCUACAGAGCCUUAAUUAAGCCUGCUAGAGAAAUGCAAAUCAUGGCUUUGAUAACAACAAAGGGAAGGUUUUCCUUGUAGUAUUGAGGCCAGAGAAACUAUCCUGGUGGUCAUUUUAACUUUUUCAAAGCUUGAGAUUUCUUGAUUAUACUGUUCACCCUGAGCAGUGAGGUUAUACAAGUAGAACCUCUAAAUAUAAACACCAUUACCUCAAACAUUAAAAAAGAAAAAUGAGACCCAAAGAGUGUAAAUCCUAAAUAGUUAUUUCUAAGCAGCCCUAGUCAUAGUGCUGGUGUUGUCCUUGCCUGGCUUUAGGUGACUGUCAUCUGUCCCCAAAAAAUGCAGGUUGGGACAUCAAGUUCAGCACUUUCAAUAGGGAUGUUUCCUCCUGAUAGCAGUUCUGUAAGUGGAUUUGGUUUUUACUGUUGUAGAAUUCUGGCAAAGAGAAGAAAUAGUGGUCUCUUAGUCUUCCUGUGUUUUGCAUUAGGUUUUAAUAUUACUAGCUGUAAAUGACUUUGGUGGGGGUCUAUUACAUGUGGGAGCAAUAAUUGUGUUGAAGCAACUGCAUUGAAAUUCAUUUGUUUUCCUCUCAUUAUCUGAUCCUAUUCCAGAAAAGUAUUCUGUAAGUCCAAAUGGUGGAUUGCCAGCGUGCUGUAGAUUUAUUAUACAACAACAUUCUGUGUUUGGUCACCAUUGAAAAUAGUUUGCAUAAGUUAGUCUUUUUACCACCUAAAUAUUUUUUAAGGUUCUUUACAUAAAAAUUUAUGUUGUAUUUUUAAACCUCUAGGGGCUCUAUCUAUUUUUCUAAGUCAGUUAACUGAACGUAAGAAAAGUAUUUUGUAUCUACUUUUGUAAUUUCAUCUGAAUAAAGUAUAUUGAAAGAAA